CCCUGUGGCUGCCCGGCGAGGCGGAAGCGGAAGCCGGAAGCGCAGUCCAGGGAGCGAUGGCAGCCGGUGGCGGUCUGAGCCGCUCGGAGCGCAAGGCGGCUGAGCGGGUCCGGAGGCUGCGAGAGGAGCAGCAGCGGGAGCGCCUGCGCCAGGUGUCACGCAUCCUGAGGAAGGCGGCUGCAGAGCGCAGCGCGGAGGAGGGCCGGCUCCUGGCCGAGAGCGAGGAUCUGGUGACCGAGCUGCAGGGUCGGAGCCGGAGGCGAGAGGGCCUCAAGCGGCGCCAAGAGGAGGUGUGUGAUGACCCGGAGGAGCUGCGGAGGAAGGUCCGGGAACUGGCCGGAGCUGUCCGGAAUGCCAAACACUUGGUGGUCUACACAGGCGCUGGGAUCAGCACGGCAGCUUCUAUCCCCGAUUAUCGAGGCCCUAAUGGAGUGUGGACAUUGCUUCAGAAAGGAAGAAGUGUGAGUGCUGCUGACCUAAGUGACGCGGAGCCCACCCUCACCCACAUGAGCAUCACCCGUCUGCAUGAGCAAAAGCUGGUGCAGCAUGUGGUGUCUCAGAACUGCGAUGGCCUCCACCUGCGCAGUGGGCUUCCACGAACCGCCAUCUCGGAGCUCCAUGGGAAUAUGUAUAUUGAAGUCUGCACCUCCUGCAUCCCUAACAGGGAGUACGUACGAGUGUUUGACGUGACGGAGCGCACUGCCCUUCACCGGCACCAGACUGGCCGGACCUGCCAUAAGUGUGGGACUCAGCUCCGGGAUACCAUUGUGCACUUUGGGGAGAGGGGGACAUUAGGGCAGCCUCUGAACUGGGAGGCAGCGACCGAGGCUGCUAGCAAAGCAGACACAAUCCUGUGUUUAGGGUCCAGCUUGAAGGUACUGAAGAAGUACCCCCGCCUCUGGUGCAUGACGAAGCCUCCAAGCCGGCGGCCCAAACUCUACAUUGUGAACCUGCAGUGGACCCCGAAGGAUGACUGGGCCGCACUGAAGCUUCAUGGGAAAUGUGAUGACGUGAUGCAGCUCCUCAUGGAUGAGCUAGGCCUGGAGAUCCCUGUGUACAGCCGGUGGCAAGACCCCAUUUUCUCCCUGGCCACUCCCCUCCGCCCUGGUGAAGAAGGCAGCCACAGUAGGAAGUCACUGAGCAGAAGCAGAGAAGCCGCCCCCCCUGGGGACCAGAAUGCACCACUUAGCCCAGCGCCCCCCAUCCUAGGAGGCUGGUUUGGCAGGGGGUGCGCGAAGCGUGCAAAAAGGAAGAAAGCAGCAUAGCCAGGUGUUGACAAAGAGCGACUGGCCAGCACUUUGCAGAUGAUGUUGACGCUUGUUCAGGGGCCUAUGUCACCGUGAAGGCUACAGUGCCCCCACAGGACCUAGUGGGAAGAACUCUCGGGGGUGGCAUUUCACGGUGAUGUUCCUUAGCCAUUUGUCCUUGUGGGAAGCCUCUCUUGCACUGUUGUGACUGCCCCAAUAUGGGCUCAACUUUCAAGGACACCUCCUCCCAUUCCCCUUUGUACAAAGGCAGUAAGGCCUUUGUGAAAACAGCUCUUUCCCGGCCUGGCCAGCAGAGGAGCCCACCACUGCCUUACCUCACUCUCCAGGCUAGUCUCAGGGCCUCCCUAUUUCUACUACUUAUUACUAAAAGCGUUCACUUUAUAAAACCUUUUUCUGUGUUGGGUAUGCGGCACAGGGGCGGAUCUAAGCCUCCAGUCUGAGCAAGUCUUAUUAUUAAAACAUCUCUCUCCUGUC
This is a messenger RNA of Phodopus roborovskii (desert hamster), 1742 nucleotides long. It is a transcript of the gene Sirt7, whose product is annotated as sirtuin 7. The transcript has 10 exons. The record is from RefSeq and is a predicted model, not a curated record. Gene Ontology annotation, molecular function: NAD+ binding. NCBI's taxonomy places the organism in Eukaryota, Metazoa, Chordata, Mammalia, Rodentia, Cricetidae. Bases 57 to 1265 code for a protein of 402 amino acids.